Rhizopus microsporus ATCC 52813 is the source of this 417-nucleotide messenger RNA. RefSeq lists its product as uncharacterized. Gene Ontology annotation, molecular function: metal ion binding; mRNA binding. NCBI's taxonomy places the organism in Eukaryota, Fungi, Mucoromycota, Mucoromycetes, Mucorales, Rhizopodaceae. The coding region runs from base 1 to 417 and encodes 138 amino acids. The transcript is spliced from 2 exons. The record is from RefSeq and is a predicted model, not a curated record.
AUGCCAGUUAAUUAUAAGAAACUAGCACUUUAUAAAACAGAACAGUGUAGAAAUUGGAAUGAGACAGGCUUUUGUAGAUACGGAGAGCGUUGUCGCUAUGCACAUGGUCCAGACGAAUUACGCAAUAUCUCCCGCCCGAGUCAAUAUAAGACAAAGGCUUGUAGAUCGUAUUAUAAAGAAGGCGCUUGUCCUUAUGGCGUGCGAUGCACUUUCAAACACUUGAGUGAUGUACAUCAACAGUUUUCUUUAACUAGAUUUUUCGAUGAAGGAAUGGAUAUGACGAUGUAUAAUCAAGUAUGGACCUCUGCCCUUAACACAACUCUAUCUCAAGUUGAUCAAUCAGAGACAGAAGAAGAUACUGAUGGUCAAUAUUUCACGAGUGAACAUUUAAUUUAUUAUUUAAAAGAUAUUCUCUAA